Molecule: messenger RNA, 1250 nt
Organism: Dissoconium aciculare CBS 342.82
Lineage: Eukaryota; Fungi; Ascomycota; Dothideomycetes; Mycosphaerellales; Dissoconiaceae
Exons: 1
Coding region: 207-821 (204 amino acids)
Source: RefSeq, a predicted model, not a curated record
AAGACAUCUAUAUUAACAAUGAAAAUUCCAGCCGCCAUAGAACAUGAGGUAGCUGUGCUUUUCCACCGGCAUGAAAGCAUUGGGCAUGUUCCAACGGCAUUAUUCAGCAGAUUCAUGGGCACUGCGAUGACGAAGGCUUGAGCCGGGCCGAGCACGCAUGGUUAUACACUACGGUCAAUGCAAACGUGCAGUUCAAACUCUCAAGAAUGGCGCAGAUCCUGAGGGAGCCGAACUCCAGAGCGAAUUUACAAUUUCUCCACAUGACUCCGCAAAUGAUAACCACCCUCUCCGAAUCUCAGAUGAUGUUUCUCGGCGCGAUGAAGGCUGCAGGACAAGUCGCGGAGACGCCGCUCGCGCAGCUGUACCGGAUAUACACUUACAUACUCAUGGAUGACCAUGAGCAGAUAAACUUCCAUCUCGAGGCUCUCUGGCAGCAGCCCUGGCGCAUUCGCAAUAUCCCGGACCCACUGGAUCCGGAGCCUGAGCGCUACGCUUUCUUGGCCUGCACUGCUGCGCUUGUGUGUCGGCUGUUCAAUGAAAAGAUAAAUGCGGGAAUGCAUCGUCCGAACGCGGCAAGACUCGGCUGGUGGAAGUUUAGAAGGUCAAAGUUUGAAGAGGCAGGUCGUGAGAAGGCGCCAGCAUGGGCAGAGCGUGUCCCGCCUCUUGAGGAGACGCUCACGAUAUGUCAAUUUGAUUGCAAGUAUCAGCGCAUCACGCUUGAAAGUUUUGAUGAUUUCAGAGCCUCGCCGGAGUUCGCGAAGAAAAACAUUUUGCUUACAAGCGCGAACAUCGACUUCAUGAGGAAUCUUGAUGAUCCAUAAAGCUCGAUGGCGUAGUCGUCCAUUGAUCUCCCCAAGAUUGCGAACUGAACCCCGUAAGCUGUGAGUUGUGAGGUGCAAAAUAGGGGCAUAGUGUCAUUGUAUUCUCGUUGAAAGCGAGACGUGACUUCGCUCACUUAGAGCAAGCUCUUGAGAGGCCAUCGUCUUCCGGAAUGGCGAUUUAGAACGCACUUUAAUCUUUUUGGAGGUCAUCCACUAUAUCGUCGGCGCUCAAGCAAACCACGCGAUCGUCUAUCCAAGGGCACGUUCGUUGGGCUGAUGAUCGGAAUGGCGCACAAGCGGGCAUCAGCGCCAAGGGUACGGUCAUCUCUCUACCCGCCCACAUGUCAGAUAUUUCAUUGUGGUACAUUCGUCGCUUCGAACACUAAAUAACUCGCUUUAAGAACUAAAAUGGGUGUUCGCAUAUCAAGA